AGGGCACUGCCGCGCCGGCCACUGGCGUCCACAGUUUGAAGCGAAGGAUUUAAAGACCGGAACAGGGCUGGCCCGGGCACGGGGAGUGGAGAGGAGGAGGAGGGAGAGGAAGAGACGCGAGGCUUGGACUGCGAACGCCGGUCUGGGCUGGGGCGCCGGCAAAGCCCGGGAUCCGCCGUCCUGUCCGUCCGUCCCCCCUCCCGUCCUCUGUAGCCCAGAGCCCAGAGGGGAAGAGACGUCCUGAAACAAAGCUUCGAGUCUUCCUGUAUCCCGCUUGGCUGACAGACUAGAAGCGAGGAGCGCAAAAAAAGUGAACUCUGCUUUCGGCGCCCGCUCUUGUCAGUUUCUCAGCCCUCUUCUUAAACAUAGAGCUCUGAGAAUCCAGAUGGCAAAUUCUAUGAAUGGCAGAAACCCUGGUGGUCGAGGAGGAAACCCCAGAAAAGGUCGAAUUUUGGGUAUCAUUGAUGCUAUUCAGGAUGCAGUUGGACCCCCCAAACAAGCUGCAGCCGAUCGCAGAACUGUGGAGAAAACUUGGAAACUCAUGGACAAAGUGGUAAGGCUGUGUCAAAAUCCCAAGCUCCAGUUGAAAAAUAGCCCACCAUAUAUACUUGAUAUUUUACCUGAUACUUAUCAGCACCUGCGACUUAUAUUGAGUAAAUAUGAUGACAACCAGAAACUUGCCCAACUGAGUGAGAAUGAGUAUUUUAAAAUCUACAUUGAUAGUCUAAUGAAAAAGUCAAAACGAGCAAUAAGACUUUUCAAAGAAGGCAAGGAGAGGAUGUAUGAAGAACAAUCACAGGACAGGCGGAAGCUCACAAAACUAUCCCUCAUCUUCAGUCACAUGCUGGCAGAAAUCAAAGCAAUCUUUCCUGCUGGCCAGUUCCAAGGAGAUAACUUUCGUAUUACAAAAGCAGAUGCUGCUGAAUUCUGGAGAAAGUUUUUUGGUGACAAAACUAUUGUACCAUGGAAAGUAUUCAGACAGUGCCUUCAUGAAGUCCAUCAGAUUAGCUCUGGCCUAGAAGCAAUGGCUCUAAAAUCAACAAUUGAUUUAACUUUCAAUGAUUACAUUUCAGUAUUUGAAUUUGAUAUUUUUACCAGGCUAUUUCAGCCCUGGGGCUCUAUUCUUCGGAAUUGGAAUUUCUUAGCUGUGACACAUCCUGGGUACAUGGCAUUUCUCACUUAUGAUGAGGUUAAGGCACGCCUGCAGAAGUACAGCACCAAACCUGGAAGCUAUAUUUUCCGGUUAAGUUGCACUCGACUGGGACAGUGGGCCAUUGGCUACGUGACUGGGGAUGGGAACAUCUUGCAGACCAUACCUCACAACAAGCCCUUGUUUCAAGCCCUGAUUGAUGGCAGCAGGGAAGGAUUUUAUCUUUAUCCUGAUGGGAGGAGUUAUAAUCCUGAUUUAACUGGAUUAUGUGAACCUACACCCCAUGAUCACAUAAAAGUUACACAGGAACAGUAUGAAUUAUAUUGUGAAAUGGGCUCCACUUUUCAGCUAUGUAAAAUUUGUGCAGAAAAUGACAAAGAUGUCAAGAUUGAGCCUUGUGGGCAUCUGAUGUGCACCUCUUGCCUUACUGCAUGGCAGGAGUCAGAUGGCCAGGGUUGCCCCUUCUGUCGUUGUGAAAUCAAAGGAACAGAGCCCAUAAUCGUGGACCCCUUUGAUCCCCGAGAUGAAGGGUCCAGGUGCUGCAGCAUCAUCGACCCCUUUGGCAUGCCCAUGCUCGACCUGGAUGAUGAUGACGACCGGGAGGAAUCUUUGAUGAUGAAUCGCUUGGCAAAUGUUCGAAAGUGCACUGACCGGCAGAACUCACCAGUCACAUCACCAGGAUCCUCUCCCCUUGCCCAGAGAAGAAAGCCCCAGCAAGACCCACACCAGAUCCCACACCUCAGCCUGCCACCAGUGCCUCCUCGCCUGGAUCUGAUUCAGAAAGGCAUAGUCCGCUCUCCCUGUGGCAGCCCAACUGGUUCACCAAAGUCUUCUCCUUGCAUGGUGAGAAAACAAGAUAAGCCGCUCCCAGCACCACCUCCUCCCUUAAGAGAGCCACCACCCCCUCCUGAGCGACCUCCCCCAAUCCCACCUGAAAACAGACUGAGCCGCCACUUGCAGCAUGUGGAGAGUGUGCCUUCCAGGGACCAGCCUAUGCCUCUCGAAGCCUGGUGCCCUCGGGAUGUGUUUGGAACCAAUCCGUCUGUGGGAUGUCGCAUCCUGGGGGAUGGCUCUCCAAAGCCCGCAAUCACAGUGAGCUCCAGUGUAAAUGGAAGGCAUGGUAGAAUGGGCUCUGAUACAGUGCUUAUGAGGAAACACAGGCGCCAUGAUUUGCCUUCAGAAGGAGCCAAGGUCUUCUCCAAUGGUCACCUAGGAAAUGAAGAGUACGAUGUUCCUCCUCGGCUUUCUCCCCCUCCUCCCAUCACUGCCCUGCUCCCUAGCAUAAAGUGUACUGGCCCAUUAGCAAAUUCUCUUUCAGAGAAAACAAGAGACCCAGUAGCGGAAGAUGACGAUGAAUACAAGAUUCCAUCAUCCCAUCCAGUGUCCCUGAAUUCACAACCAUCUCAUUGUCAUAAUGUAAAACCUGUUCGAUCGUGUGAUAAUGGCCAUUGUAUAUUGAAUGGAGCACAUAGUAAUACGUCUUCAGAUGUGAAGAAAUCAAACAUCCCUGAAUUAGGCAUAUAUUUAAAGGGAGAUGUUUUUGAUUCAGCCUCUGAUCCAGUGCCAUUGCCACCUGCCAGGCCUCCAACUCGGGACAGUCCAAAGCAUGAUUCUUCACUCAACAGGACGCCCUCUGAUUAUGAUCUUCUCAUCCCUCCAUUAGGUGAAGAUGCUUUUGAUGCCCUCCCACCGGCUCUCCCACCUCCCCCACCUCCCGCAAGGCACAGUCUCACAGAACAUUCAAAACCUCCUGGCUCCAACAGCCGCCCAUCUUCAGGACAGGACCUUUUCCUUCUUCCUUCAGAUUCCUUUUUUGACCCAGCAAGUGGCCAAGUUCCUUUGCCUCCUGCUAGGAGAUUACCAGGAGAAACCGUCAAAUCCAACAGAACGUCACAGGAUUAUGACCAGCUUCCUUCAUCUUCAGAUGGUUCACAAGCACCAGCCAGACCCCCCAAACCAAGACCCCGCAGGACUGCACCAGAAAUUCACCACAGAAAACCCCAUGGGCCUGAGGCAGCACUGGAAAAUGUGGAUGCAAAGAUUGCAAAACUCAUGGGAGAGGGGUAUGCCUUUGAAGAGGUGAAGAGAGCCUUAGAGAUAGCCCAGAAUAAUGUCGAAGUGGCUCGUAGCAUCCUUCGAGAAUUUGCUUUCCCUCCUCCAGUUUCCCCACGUCUGAAUCUAUAGCAGCCAGAACUGUAAAAACCAAAAUGUAGAGCAGUUGACAGAUGUUCCAAGAGCAUGGAAAGAGAAGACUAAGGUGGAAUUCAAGAGCAAAGCCUCCUCACUCAACAUUUUGAGAAGGGAGGCCCAGGAGCACAGCUCCUCAGAAGAUUGCUUCGUGCUCAGGAUGUUGACGCUGCGGCCCCCUUGUGUUGCUAGCCAUACUUUUAAAUCAGGGUUGAACUGACAAAAAUAAUUUAAAGACGUUUACUUCCCUUGAACAUUGAAUCUGUGAAAUGCUUUUCCUUGUUUACAAGUUGGCAAAGUUGCAGUUUGUUUUUGGUUUUUUUUGUUUGUUUGUUUUGUUUUUUUUAUAUUGUACUGUGUUCUUGAUAGACCCUUUGCAGAGUGGUCCAGUCUGCUGUAACAUUUCUCAUAACUGUCACCUCUUUUGAUGUCCACAUCAACAGCAAAAUCACCUCUUCAUGUUGAUCUCCAGCAUCUACGAACUUCCCCAGCCCCCAGGUCCAAUUCCAUUUCUACCAUUUACAAAAUGCUUUAAAGGUCUUGAUUUUCAACAUAUCAAACUAAUGCAAAAAACUCUUUGUGUGGUCUUCACUACUGAAUCUUUUCUUUGGAAACCAUCACUUUUGAGAGAUGGGAAAAAAAUCUGAAUGUAUAAAGCAUUUAUUUGUUAAUAAACUGCCUUUUAUAAGGGGUCUUUUCUAAUAUAGAGGAGCUUGCCUUGUUUAAGUUUUAUAACCUUUCAUUUUCCAUAUUCUCCAUCUCUGUCAUCCCAGGGGAGCCAUGGCACUGUAAACAUCUAAAAUAUUAGCAACUACUUCUAAGAUACACUUGCACAAGACAGUGCCAUACUGAAAUACUAUAAUGAGGUCCUCAGGUAUUUCUAUCUGCAUUACUUUGAGGCAUGCUGAAUAAGAGGGCCACCUCCCUGAAAUAUAUUAAUAAACUUCAGGUUAAUCACAGACACAUUGUACCUCUUCCAAAGUGGAAUAAAGGUAUUUCCCUAUUUGAAGAUUAUACUAUGGUUCAUAAUCGCUGUGGGACCACUUCCUUUUGCAAUGGAAACAUUAAGGUUUUAAUGCACUGUUAAGUGCUAAUGCUACUGUGCCAGGUUUCUUUGCAAAGUUCUUAGUAAUUUCCUCUCCAGUCAAAUGAGGGUUCAUAUUUAAUUUGUAAAUUCUCUCAGUCCACAUUGCUCCAUCCAGUCAGGUGAAAGUAAUAUAUAGUUUUGCCUUUUUUUGUGAAAUUGCAGUUGAUUCUUAAGAAACUGUUAUUACUUUGAAUAAAUCUACAGAUAUUUAUUGAGCAUCUACAGUGUACUUGGCACUGUUAGACACUGUGUUUAAGCACAAACUCUCACAAACUGAUUCCAGCAUAAUGUUUUAUUAUUUUUUAAGAUGCAUUUUGAUGGCAACGUCUCUGGUGGACAAACCCUGGGAGGUUGGCACUACAGCUUUAGAAUUCUCUAGCAGUUUACUUUUUUUUUCCCAUUCCUGAGAAAUUAGUGGAGAAGUGAAACAAAACUCUGUAAAAUGCUUGAACCCACUAGCGGUUUUCUACCUAAGAAUUAAUUGUGGGUUGCACAUGUUCUAACCACUCCUUUCUUCACACCUAGUGUGAUGUUCAAAAAAACACAUUAGUUUCAGGUCAGGACUCAAGAAGACAGGAUAUAAUAUGUGAUAGAUGUGGCAAAUUUUAUAUGCAAGGCUUGCGUUGACCCAGGGAGGUGAAUGUAAGCAUUGCUUUUCAAAGUGACAUAUGCCUGUUCUUACAAUCUUGCUCUCAUGGGGUGAGAGGAUACUUUAGGAUGUGUGCAAGCCUUGGAUAAUUUUUGUGCUUAAAUGAAUUUCUUGUGGUGAUUGAGUUGGUUAUGUUCCCUACAGGAGAAUUUUUAAUUUGCCUUAUAUAUUCUUCUGUGAGUAGGUAUGAGUACAGUUUUUUAUACUUUGAAAAUUGCAUUGGCUAAUUUUGUAUUGCUUUCUAAUUCAUUAUGUCAUCAUGAUUUUUCAUUUGUUUUAUUAGUUUUUUGGGUUGUUUUGUUUGGUACCAGGGAUUGAACUCAGGUCCUUAUGCUUGCAAGGCAUGCAGCGGAACCACUGAGCUAAAUCCUUACCCUGUUUCAUUAGUUUUUGAUGUCACAUUGGCUUUAUUAUGACUGGGUGAUGAUAGAUACAGUCUAAAAGCCAAAAGUUGCCACUUUGUUGUGAUAACAUUGUCAUAACAUUCUUAAUAGAUAAGGGGAUGUUACAAAAUAAGAAUGUCAGGAAGCACAGUACAUUCUCAUUCAGUUUUCAAAUAACAAGUUAAAAUAUUCAGUGAGAACUAAAAAAGACAGCAUUGUAAAUUUGGACCGAAGUUCGGGGCUGGAGAAAUUUUGAAAAUAGUUUUCUAGCCCCCUACCCCAAACUCUCUACAUCUUGUACUCAGUAGCACUCAUUACUUUUAUUCUCAACAAUAGUGAAUCACAGAGUCAUACAGAAUAGAAUGGAAAGAAGUAAAUUUAAACACUGCCAUGAAAACUCAUAGCUACCUAAUGCCUAUGACAUCACUCAAAAUGAAUAUUUUUUAAAGAGAUACUUAAAACAAAAAUAUUUUUUCAUUAUAAAAGUAACUACCUAUUACUGCCUGGAGAUGACCCAGACAUGGUUUCACUGUGAUCCAGAAAGUUAGACAUUCCUUCCAUUUCUCAAAACUUGCUAAUACAACACAUUUUUAAGCCAGUAUUUAGUAACUAUAAGAUUAAAAACAAAUCAGGGCCAAUAUUAACCCUCAUCCCCAAAUUAUAAGGGUAAAAAGGAUUUAUCUUCAUCAGUAUUUCAGUAAGUUUAUCUCCACUGUCUUUUCUUUUUCCCUUUGAUACCUGAUAUACUACAGCCAAGUUCCUAGUAUAGAAUCAAAGCAUUUUAUGCUUAACUUGAACUUUGACAAAUCUGACCAUUCACUUUUCCCUAUGCAUCUCCCUGUGCCCACACUGCAAACAGACUCAGUAAUAGAGCCCUAAUUGCAACCUCAAAGGGCUCACUGCUAACUCAGUAUUUUAUUUCACACACCAAGAACACUUCCCAAAAGUUUCUUUAUAAUGUGAAUUUUCUUAAUUUUCCAGUUCCAGGAGCAUUUCUUGUAUAUUACUUUUCUUCUUGGAUUUUCAGUUUAAAGCUUUAAUUUGCACUGAAUUAUCUAAUCUGGUUUACAAAUACCUUUCUUAAAAUGACAGAUUUGGAAGCAAAUUACAGUAUAUUUUAAAUAAUACAGGUACUGCCUGUUAAGCUGGAAUUUUAGUGUAUCUAGGAAAAAUUUCCAGAAAAAGCAAAAGAGUGAAAAGUUUCCUUUCCAGUCACUAUUAUAUUGUUUUUAAUGCCUUUAAAAAAAUGUGUCUAAGGUG
Molecule: messenger RNA, 6716 nt
Organism: Fukomys damarensis (Damara mole-rat)
Lineage: Eukaryota; Metazoa; Chordata; Mammalia; Rodentia; Bathyergidae
Gene: Cblb
Product: Cbl proto-oncogene B
Exons: 19
Coding region: 386-3334 (982 amino acids)
Biological process (GO): cell surface receptor signaling pathway; negative regulation of epidermal growth factor-activated receptor activity
Cellular component (GO): membrane raft; plasma membrane
Molecular function (GO): receptor tyrosine kinase binding; phosphotyrosine residue binding; ubiquitin protein ligase activity
Source: RefSeq, a predicted model, not a curated record